Molecule: messenger RNA, 2718 nt
Organism: Oikopleura dioica
Lineage: Eukaryota; Metazoa; Chordata; Appendicularia; Copelata; Oikopleuridae
Source: the annotation of a GenBank genome assembly
AUGUGGCAAGAAAACUGCAUCCCUGUCAUCGAUGUUCAGGAGUUGCUCGAUGAUCCUGAAAUCAAAUCUGAAGCAGCGCUAAAAAAAGCGAAGGAAAUUACUGAUGCGAUGGAAGAUUUCGGAUUCGUGACGAUUACGAACUUCAAAAUUGAGGACCGUCUGAUCGAUGGGCUAACAGGAUUGAUGACUGAUUUUAUGCAAGUUCCCUUGGAGGAGAGGAAAAAGUUCUGCGUAAAUAAUGAUGAUCAUGGAUAUUUUCCAGCGUCAAAAGACGGGAAAGAAGGCUUUGAUGUUCGAAUAAGAGGUGUAAAUUGGCCGGACGAGUGCGGAUCCUUCACUGGAAUUUACGAUACAAAAUGUCCCUCCGAUGAAUUCGCAAAAACCGCUGGCGAUUACAUCAACCGAAUAUCGUCUCUCGCCAAAAUCAUGAUAAACGCCAUUUCAAAAUCAUUGAACUUUGGCUCUCAGCUAAAUGACAUUAUGCCUGGGCAUCGAAGCUUUCUUCGAAUAAAUUAUUAUCCGCCACGUGAGGAAGCGUAUACCAAUGGAGAGGAUGGAGCACCGUUGAAUUGCGUGGAGCAUUUUGAUUCUGGAAUCAUAACGCUUCUCUAUCAGGAUGAUGUUGGUGGCUUAGAGGUUCAGAAUCCCUAUAAUAUGGAAUGGAUCCCUGUCAAGCCUGUGCCCGGUUCAAUCGUCGUCAACACUGGUCGAGCUUUUGAAAGAAUGUCAAACGGACGAGCAAAAGCUACGAAACAUCGAGUAAGAUUCACCCCGAACAUCGUCCGAUUCUCCAUUCCGUACUUCGUCCAGCCAAACCCAGAAGGCGAGUUCUGGCCUUUCGGAGUAAAAGAAGAAGAUCGACAAUACGAACCCGUCAAGUAUCUUGAGUGGUACAACAAAAAUAUUCGCCCAACUACCACUACAACCACGACAACCACAACAACAACCACAACCACCACAACUACCACGACUUCAACCACGACUUCAUCGACGACCACAACAGUCGACCCAUGCCCAUGCACAGACGACGUCAUUGCUGGAAUCAGGUCCGCCGAAAAAGCCUUCAGCAACCGUGGCAUGAUGAAGCCAUUCCGAUUGGGAGACACUGGUUUCGUCGUCCAGGCAGCAACAAAAGCUGCAAUCAAGACCACUCUUUCCUACCAGCAGUACUGGGUGAUGUCACGAGCUGUUUGCGGUCAGCCAGUUCUAGACGUUCUCCGCAACGCUGCUUACGAUUGGAGCGUUUUGGAAAAGAGACCAAAGGGAAAUAAGGACGUUAUCACGAACUACGAAGCUUUCGAUGGACACUACUACAGAGAAGUCGAUCCCAUGGAGCACAAGAAGCAUCGAUCAGUUACUCUUGGCUUCCGUGCCGAUAAAACGAUGCCCGACCCAUUCGGAAACCUAAAGAAGGAUCUCUACUUUGCGGGUCUUCAAUUCCACGAACCUCUUCCAGACACCGUCACCAUCGAAGACGUCUACGACUGCGUCUUCGGAGCAAAACCAGUCACAAUCAAACCCGGCACCGGGAUUGACAUGACUUGCGACUACGCCAAGUGUGUCGGAGAUGAAAAGGAGCAAGCUGCGAGGGAGAUCAGCGACGAGUACCCAGCGGAAACUGACGCCGUUAAGUGCUGCAAGUUAUUCUUAUCCAUCAUUGGCGUGUCUGGUAGUCUCCUGAUUUACGGCGUCUUUCAAGAACGAGUCAUCAAGGUUCCCUACGGCGACCACUUCUUUAAAGACUUGGUUCCUACGAAUUUGAUUAUCUUCUGCUCUCGCGGCUGCGCCUGUAUUCUGUCUUUUACUGUUUUGAUUUCAAGGGGCACUGGUGGACUCAGUGGAGUGCCUUUUUAUAAGUAUUCACUUUGCUCGCUGAGUAACAUUCUUGGCUCUUGGUUUCAACUCGAAGCGCUCAAAGUCGUCAGUUUCUCAACCCUGGUUAUUUUCAAAGGAUCGAGAAUACUUCCUGUCAUGGCGAUGGGCUACUGCAUUUCGAGGACAAAAUACGAUAUCUUCGAAUGGAUCAUUGGAGGCUUCUUUGCUGCUGGAAUCAGCAUCUUUAUGUGCUUCAAAGAACCGCCGGAAGAAGAAGAGACAAUUAGUAACACGCUGUUUGGAUUGGUUAUUCUUUGCUUGUACAUAAUAUGCGAUGCUUUUACGUCGAAUUGGCAAGACAAACUGUACAAAAAGUAUAAGAUGUCAAAUUACGAAAUGAUGUUUGGAGUUGCUGCUUGCUCCAUGAUUUUUCUGAAACGGUUUUUAGUGCUUAAAUGCAAGAUAUUAAAACUUUAUCUUCGAGAAAAUAAUAUGAAAAACCUGCGACAGUCAUUUUCAUUUCUAAAAGAACUGGAGCAAUUGCACGUGGCGUUCGAUUUUAUGGAGCAAAACCCAAUUGUUAUCCUGCACAUUUUCAUCCUUGCUAUCACUCAAGCGACCGCCCAGUUUUUCAUCUUCUUUACGAUCAAAGAGUUUGGACCACUCAUUUUUAUCAUUAUCAUUUCUUCGAAGACGAUUCCUCAAGUGCUUUUAUCAUGGAUUCUUUUUGGGCAUAAAUUUGGACUCUACGGAUGGCUUGGGCUCGGCAUUGUCUUUGUAGCCAUUUUUAUCAAGGUGCUGCGAGCUGGGACCAAAUUGAUGACCAAAAGAAGAGAAAGAAAGAAAAAAGCAAGAUCUGCAAGAGAGGAAGAAAAUAAUUUUCUUGUCUCGAACAUACGCUAG